AUGAAUGGUGUAAAGUUGUUUUCGGGCGUUAAAGUUUUAGAACUACCAGGUCUUGCUCCAGUUCCCUUUUGCGGUCAAAUUCUUGCUGAUUAUGGGGCUGAUGUUGUUUACAUUGAAAAAAAAGGUCAAGUAAGGAUGGCUGAAAAUCCUUUUUUAGUAAACAAAAAAGUAAUGUCAUUAGAUUUUAAAGAAGAUUUUGAUAAAUUAAAAAAAUUAUGUAUUGAAAGUGAUAUAAUCUUGGAUCCUUUUCGUCCCGAAGUAAUGGAAAAUAUUGGUUUAAACCCAAUAGAAAUGAUGAAAGAAAAUGAUAAAUUAAUUAUUGCUCGAAUUACCGGAUAUGGACAAUUUGGAAAAUGGAGCAAAGUUCCUGGUCAUGAUAUAAAUUAUGUUGCUAUGUCUGGAAUGUUACCAAUUAUAAAUGGAUAUGGUAGGAAACCAUUUUGGACACCAGCAAAUUUAUUAGGAGACUUUGGAGGUGGUUCCCUUUCAGCAGCAUUUGCUAUUGCGGGGGCAUUGUUUAAUCGUGAAAAAACUGGAAAAGGAUGUGUGAUUGAUGUUUCCAUGACUGAUGGUAUUUCAUAUUUGUCAACAUUCUUAUCAGCUACCAAUGAAAAUGAAGAGUUUUGGGGGCAAGAGUAUUCUGUUUUUAAUGGAAAAUUUCCAUUAUAUCGUACAUAUAAAACACAAGAUGACAAAUACAUAGCAGUAGGGGCACUUGAGCCAAAGUUUAAUGAAAUAUUAUUUAAAACUUUAAACCUUUCACAUUUUUCAUUAAAUGAUGUUAUUGAAAAUCCUAAAGAGGUUGGUAAUAUUUUAGAAAAUAUAUUUUUAUCAAAAACUCGAGAUGAAUGGAGUAAUAUUUUUGAGAAUAAGGAUGCUUGUGUUACUCCAGUAUUAUCAUUAGAUGAAGUUAAAGACCAUCCUUUACACAAAGAACGUAAAACAUUUUAUAAAGAUAUAAAUGGUAAAUCACGAGCUUUUCCUUCACCAAGAAUAUAUUAUAAAGAAAAUUUAAAAAAUUUAAAAAAAGGCAAACUUUAA
This is a messenger RNA of Strongyloides ratti, 1041 nucleotides long. RefSeq names its product Alpha-methylacyl-CoA racemase. Lineage: Eukaryota; Metazoa; Nematoda; Chromadorea; Rhabditida; Strongyloididae. Gene Ontology annotation, cellular component: mitochondrion. Gene Ontology annotation, biological process: bile acid metabolic process. Bases 1 to 1041 code for a protein of 346 amino acids. The record is from RefSeq and is a predicted model, not a curated record. The transcript has 2 exons. Gene Ontology annotation, molecular function: alpha-methylacyl-CoA racemase activity.